Molecule: messenger RNA, 1043 nt
Organism: Stylophora pistillata
Lineage: Eukaryota; Metazoa; Cnidaria; Anthozoa; Scleractinia; Pocilloporidae
Product: arrestin domain-containing protein 3
Biological process (GO): protein transport
Cellular component (GO): cytoplasm
Source: RefSeq, a predicted model, not a curated record
CAACCCUGCCAGAUGGCUGAAAAUCGUGAUGUGGGAUGCUUGUGCUGUAAGUCUGGUCCUCUCAGUAUAACACUCUAUACUGACAGGGGUGGGUACUGUCCUGGAGAGUCUAUUGGAGUCUCAGCUGUCAUCAAUAAUAAUUCAAAUAAUGAAGUUCUUGGUCUGGAGUUUCAACUUAUUCAAGUCAUCGUUUAUAUUGCCUCAUGUGGAAAGCAAAGGCAUGGUUCGGAAAAAGUUGCAAGCAUGUUUCAUGAAGGAGUGAAGCCUGGUGAAGAGUCCCGUGUACCAAUGCUGGCAUUUCCGAUCCCAUCCUUACCACCAUCCACGUUAAGCUGCCAUUGUUUGAGGCUAUCAUAUAUCCUAAGUCUAAAAGUUAGAGUAAAGGGUGCCUUCAAUUCGAAUGUGAAUAUUCCAAUCACUGUUGGUUCUGUACCAUACAGGCCACCCGUGCCUCCUCAGUAUCCCCCACCUGCUGCAACUAAUUUCGUUGGUCCACCACAACCACUGGCAGGCUUCAGUGGCAUGCCAGGUUACCCUGAUGCUUCUCAACAUGGUGAAGGAUCACAGCCUUAUCCAAAUAUAGCUCCACCGUCUUACGCAGAAUCUGUUAGAGGAGGAACGUCGAUAAAUGACGAUGGUGAUUCUGGCAAGGCCCUGGGUAACAACACGUUCACGCCGAUGUACCCGUUUGUCAAUAACUAUCAAUUUCCUACUGCUCCGCCGGCACCAUUUCCCCAAGAUCCUGCCACUAAAUCGACAUUUUAGGACAUCGUGAAUUGUUUUGUUUGUUUGUUUGUUUUUUUUGCAGGAAAACUGCGAUUGUAGAGGUGCCCUUUAAAUACAAUAGGUUUCCCGAGGUAUUUGGGGUAAACAGUAUUUUAAAUCAAUCAGAUGAAGAAAAUUCAUGUCUUUUGUGGAAACUACAUGUUUCCUAGUAAGUUACCUCAUAAUAGUAAUAAUAAUAAUAAUAAUGAUAAUAAUUAACCAAUUUAGAUAUUUAUAUAGUGCAUAUUUACUUGUGCUGAUCAAAAGCGCAUUACAUG